Messenger RNA from Capra hircus (goat), 736 nucleotides. It is a transcript of the gene RNASE12, whose product is annotated as ribonuclease A family member 12 (inactive). NCBI's taxonomy places the organism in Eukaryota, Metazoa, Chordata, Mammalia, Artiodactyla, Bovidae. The transcript has 2 exons. The record is from RefSeq and is a predicted model, not a curated record. The coding region runs from base 43 to 552 and encodes 169 amino acids. Gene Ontology annotation, molecular function: nucleic acid binding.
GUGAGACACAAAGGACUUUCUGAGAUUCAUGAUCAGAAGGAUAUGUUGUCUAUGAGAGUUACAGCAAAAAGGAAAGGAAUUAGACCAAAACAUGUGAAAGAUCUCAUACCUCUGAUGAUACUAAUGGUGAUAAUCUUCCUGGUGCUUCUGUUCUGGGAAAAUGAGCUGGAUGAAGAAGCAAUGGCGGCCACUUUAGAGCAGUUGCAUGUGGAUUACCCUCAGAGUGACAUUCCGAUAAGGUACUGCAACCACAUGGUCAUACAAAGAGUCAUCAAGGAACCCAACAACACCUGCAAAAAAGAACAUUUCUUCAUCCAUGAGAGGCCUCGAAGUAUCAAUAGUGUUUGCAAUUCUCCCAGGAGGGUGACUUGCCAAAACUAUGCCCCCAGUCUCUGCUUCUUGAGUGAAAUCAAGUUCAAAAUGACAGUCUGUAGGCUCACUGAAGGCACCAGAUAUCCUGCCUGCAACUACCGUGUUUUCGCCACAGAGGGGUUUAUUGUUGUCACUUGUGAUGACAUGGGGCCAGCUAAAAUCCAGAGAUACACUGAAUAAUCUGAGACCAGCAUCAGAGUCUGCUGUUCUCUCGUCUCUUGUCUCAGAGGCACUGGUGCUGAUUUUCCUGCAUCCUGUGGACAUGGGGUCAUGCCUAGAGUGAAAUGCAUUUAUCCUUCCACUAUUGCUGAGCUGGAAUCUUUUUAUUCUGCUUCAAUAAAAAAAAAAUCGACUGAAUUAAACC